Messenger RNA from Raphanus sativus (radish), 884 nucleotides. RefSeq lists its product as uncharacterized. Lineage: Eukaryota; Viridiplantae; Streptophyta; Magnoliopsida; Brassicales; Brassicaceae. The transcript has a single exon. The record is from RefSeq and is a predicted model, not a curated record. Bases 206 to 769 code for a protein of 187 amino acids.
AUAAAUCUCUCUCUUUCCGCGUCGACAACUGCUAAAAGCUGCUUGCUUCUUAUAUAAAUAACACACAUAAGUGUCCACACCUUCUCCCAUCAACACAACCACCUAAAGAACCACAAGCAGCAAAAAAAAAGAAAAAAAACAAACUCACUGUUUCGAUCUCAUAGCUCGAACAAAUCAACCAAAAAGAAGUAAAAAAAACAAAUUCAUGGGGGAAUCAAAGAAGAAAAGCAUAUCAAUCGCAACAAAAAGAGCAUGGAAUCUUGUGAGAAUGGCUCUUCUAUGGGGAAGAAAAGGUGGCAUCUUCAAGAAAUGGCACAUGUUCGAGCUCCGUAACUUGGUCUCCAAGCAUCUCAAAGCCCUAGCUCAUCAUCAUUCUAACAGCGUUGACACCGGCCGUUAUCUCUCACGUUACGGCGAGAAACAGCUCUCUUUCGACGAGACACCGGUCUUUAACGUGAAGAUGCACCGUCCUGCAUCGAUGAGGUUCCUCUUGCCUUGCAUUGCUCCUCCCGUUGACUUUGAUUACGACUUUGAAUUGGACCGUCGAGAUAAUGAUGAUACCGAGGAUGUUAGAUCCUACGGCUAUUACGAUGAUUCUCGCAAUGAGAAAUGUGAUGGUGCGGCUGAUAAGUAUUAUCAAAAUGAGGAAGAAGAUGAGGAAGGGGUUGAUGUAAGAGCAGAUGAGUUUAUUGCUAACUUCUAUCAACAGAUGAAGUUGCAGAGGCAAAUCUCUUACUUGCAAUACAAAGAACACAGUGACACUGUAUGAUGUGAUUACAACAAGUGUUCUAAAUUUUCCACAUAGAAAUGUUUCUCAUUUUUUGUCAAUUCCCCUUUUUUUUUAGUUUUCAAUUUUGGUGAAAUAAAUGGUUACUUCAUUGCUA